Drosophila eugracilis is the source of this 1243-nucleotide messenger RNA. RefSeq names its product pyridoxal phosphate phosphatase. The transcript is spliced from 2 exons. The record is from RefSeq and is a predicted model, not a curated record. Gene Ontology annotation, cellular component: cytoplasm. Bases 77 to 1087 code for a protein of 336 amino acids. Gene Ontology annotation, molecular function: phosphatase activity. NCBI's taxonomy places the organism in Eukaryota, Metazoa, Arthropoda, Insecta, Diptera, Drosophilidae.
AUGCCACUAGAAAAAAAGUGAAAAUUUAAAAAUUGUAAAAUUAAAAAAGGAAUAAAAAUUAACCCAAAAUUGCACAAUGUUCAGGCGCAGUCUGAGCCUCCUCGACAAACUGCCCAAGGCGAAAGUGGCCGAGUGGCUAGGGGGGAUCGACACCAUAAUUUGUAGCCCCGAUGGGGUUCUUUGGCAGGGGAACACUCCCGUUGAAGGAUCCGUAGAGGCCUUCAAUGCCAUCCAGUCUAAGGGGAAGCGCAGCCUCAUAGUAACCAACUCCUGCUGCCUGACCAAAUCGGAUUUGGUGACAAAGGCCAAGUGCCUCGGCUUUAAAAUAAAGGAUCAGGACGUUCUCAGUUCGUCGGCAGCCAUAUCGAGUUAUCUAGCCGACCGGAAGUUCAAGAAGAAGCUUUUUGUUCUGGGCGGCGAAGGCAUCCGCAAGGAUCUGAAGGAGGCUGGCUUCUGCUCCGAGGUCAGUAUUGAGCAACAGGGGGACCGCAAUAAAAUGCAGUUUGUAAGGACGAUGGCGCUCGAUCCAGAUGUGGGCGCAGUGCUUGUUGCUAAGGACGACAGAAUGGAAGCGCUUCAGAUGCUCUUGGCCUGCAAUUACCUUCAAAAUCCGAAAGUCCUAUUUCUGACCACCAGCUUGGAUGGAUACCAGACACUGGGCAAACGGCGGGUUCCGGACGGCGGGGGUAUAGCGAAUGCCAUCGAGGUGAUCGUUAUGCGUAAACCAACCGUCUUGGGCAAACCAAAUCCCCGCAUUUUAGGCAAGUUGAUCGAGUCGGGAGAAAUAAAACCGGAAAAGUCGCUUGUGAUCGGAAACUCGCUCAUGACUGACAUUGCUUUCGCCAACAUUUGUGGUUUUCAAUCAUUAUUAGUGGAUCCCGAUAAUAAAUCUUUUAAAGAAGCCGAGAAAAUUAUUAAAGAGGGAAAUGAGAAGAAAAUGAUUCUUGUUCCGGACACUUAUCUGCCAUCUCUCGGUUCCUUUCUGGAGUUUUUAUGCACCGAAGUAAAGCCGGAAAAGGAGAAGGAGAAGAAAACCCAGGAAAGGAGGGACGGUUUAAAAAACGAAAAGCAAGGAGAAAAAAAAUAAUUUGCAAUUACCAUUUAAAAAUUAAGUUAGAGCGCCAAGAACAGAACAGCAAUUUUUGGAACAUCAAGAAUGUUCAAUAUAUAUUGAUAGUAUACUUUGGUACGAAUCCUUGCUAUCAUUUUUCCCACUUUUUAUUAAAGUAAAUUUAGUAAGUUA